Messenger RNA from Otolemur garnettii (small-eared galago), 3182 nucleotides. It is a transcript of the gene PWP2, whose product is annotated as PWP2, small subunit processome component. Gene Ontology annotation, cellular component: small-subunit processome; Pwp2p-containing subcomplex of 90S preribosome. The transcript is spliced from 21 exons. Gene Ontology annotation, biological process: maturation of SSU-rRNA from tricistronic rRNA transcript (SSU-rRNA, 5.8S rRNA, LSU-rRNA); ribosomal small subunit assembly. Gene Ontology annotation, molecular function: protein binding. The record is from RefSeq and is a predicted model, not a curated record. NCBI's taxonomy places the organism in Eukaryota, Metazoa, Chordata, Mammalia, Primates, Galagidae. The coding region runs from base 76 to 2811 and encodes 911 amino acids.
AGUGCGGGCUGCGGGUGCCGGUGCGCAGCGCGCUCCGGAGGUUCUUCUGUCUGCCGCUCACGUGCAACAGCUGCGAUGAAGUUCUCGUACCGGUUUUCAAAUUUGCUGGGUACAGUUUAUCGGCGUGGAAACUUGAAUUUUACAUAUGAUGGAAAUUCAGUUAUCAGUCCUGUGGGCAAUAGAGUCACUAUAUUUGAUCUAAAAAACAACAAAUCGGACACACUGCCCUUGGCCACUCGGUACAACAUCAAGUGUGUGGGGCUGUCUCCGGACGGCCACCUCGCCAUCAUCGUCGAUGAAGGGGGCAGUGCGGUGCUGGUCAGCCUGGCAUGCAGGUCCGUGCUACACCACUUCCACUUCAAGGGCUCUGUGCACAGCGUCUCCUUCUCCCCUGAUGGCAGGAAAUUUGUUGUUACAAAGGGCAACAUUGCUCAGAUGUACCAUGCCCCUGGGAAGAAGCGAGAAUUCAAUGCAUUCGUUCUGGAUAAAACGUACUUCGGGCCAUAUGAUGAGACCACAUGCAUUGACUGGACUGAUGACUCCAGGUGCUUUGUGAUUGGGAGCAAGGACAUGUCCACCUGGGUGUUUGGAGCUGAGCGCUGGGACAACCUCAUCUACUAUGCACUGGGAGGGCACAAGGAUGCCAUCGUAGCCUGCUUCUUUGAAUCCAGCAGCCUGGACCUGUAUUCACUCAGCCAGGACGGAGUCCUAUGUGUGUGGCAGUGUGACACAGCCCCUGAGGACCUAAAGCUGAAAGCUCCCUCAGGCUGGAAGGCUGACCUGCUGCAGCGGAAGGAGGAGGAGGAGGAGGAAGAGGAGGACAGGGACAGAGAGACCACUGUCCAGGGGAAAGCCACGCCAGCAGAGGAGGAGAAGAAAGGAAAAGUGAAGUACUCGCGGCUGGCCAAAUACUUCUUUAAUAAAGAAGGAGAUUUUAACAACCUGACAGCUGCGGCCUAUCACAAGAAGAUUCACCUCUUAGUGACUGGUUUUGCUUCUGGUAUCUUCCAUCUUCACGAGCUCCCUGAGUUCAACCUCAUCCAUUCCCUGAGCAUCUCAGAUCAGAGGAUCUCCUCGGUCGCCAUCAACAGCUCUGGGGACUGGAUCGCCUUUGGCUGCUCAGGCCUGGGCCAGCUGCUGGUGUGGGAGUGGCAGAGCGAGUCCUACGUGCUCAAGCAACAGGGCCACUUCAACAGCAUGGUGUCCCUGGCCUAUUCCCCCGACGGGCAGUACCUUGUGACUGGCGGGGACGAUGGCAAGGUCAAGGUGUGGAACACCUUCAGUGGCUUCUGCUUUGUCACUUUCACGGAACACUCGAGUGGGGUCACUGGCGUGACCUUUACAACCACAGGCUAUGUCGUUGUGACUUCAUCCAUGGAUGGGACUGUGCGAGCCUUCGACCUUCACAGGUACCGGAACUUCCGCACGUUCACAUCUCCACGCCCCACACAAUUCUCCUGCGUGGCUGUGGACUCCAGUGGGGAGAUCGUCUCUGCUGGGGCCCAGGACUCCUUCGAGAUCUUCGUGUGGUCCAUGCAGACAGGGAGGCUCCUUGAUGUUUUGUCUGGCCAUGAGGGGCCUGUCAGUGGUUUGUGUUUUAACCCGAUGAAGUCCAUCCUGGCCAGUGCCUCCUGGGAUAAGACAGUGCGCCUGUGGGAUAUGUUUGACAGCUGGAGGACCAAGGAGACGCUGGCCCUGACCUCAGACGCGCUGGCUGUGACCUUUCGUCCUGAUGGUGCGGAGCUGGCUGUGGCCACGCUGAACUCGCAGAUCACCUUCUGGGACCCCGAGAACGCUGUGCAGACGGGCUCCAUUGAGGGCAGGCACGACCUCAAGACAGGCAGGAAGGAGCUGGACAAGGUCACAGCCAAACACUUGGCCAAGGGGAAGGCCUUUACUACCCUGUGCUACUCUGCGGACGGCCAGAGCAUCCUGGCGGGAGGCAUGUCCAAGUUUGUGUGCAUCUACCACGUCCGGGAGCAGAUUCUCAUGAAGAAGUUUGAGAUCUCUUGCAACCUCUCUCUGGAUGCCAUGGAGGAAUUUUUGAACCGAAGAAAAAUGACAGAGUUUGGCAACCUGGCACUAAUUGAUGAAGAUGCUGGGCAGGAGGAUGGAGUCAUGAUACCACUGCCAGGCGUCAGGAAGGGUGACAUGAGUUCUCGGCACUUUAAACCAGAAAUCAGGGUGACUUCCCUCCGCUUCUCCCCCACUGGACGCUGCUGGGCUGCCACCACCACAGAGGGACUCCUCAUCUACUCCCUGGACACCCAGAUGCUCUUUGACCCCUUUGAGCUGGACACCAGCAUCACCCCAGGGCGGGUGCGCGAGGCCCUGCGCCAGCAGGAGUUCACCAGGGCCAUCCUCAUGGCCUUCCGGCUCAAUGAGAGCAAGCUGAUGCGGGAGGCCCUGGAGUCGGUGCCCAGGGAGGAGAUUGAAGUUGUCAGCUCCUCCCUUCCUGAAUUGUAUGUAGACAAGGUGCUUGAAUUUUUAGCUUCUUCCUUUGAAGUGUCUCGUCACCUUGAGUUCUACUUGAUAUGGACUCAGAAAUUGCUCAUGUUGCACGGACAGAAGUUGAAGUCCAGAGCUGGGAAGUUGCUACCUGUGAUUCAGUUCCUUCAGAAAAGCAUCCAGCGGCACUUGGACGACGUCUCCAAACUCUGUGACUGGAACCGCUAUAACCUUCAGUACGCUCUGGCAGUUUCCAAACAACGAGGCAUGAAACGCUCCUUGGAACCGCUGGCAAGUGAGGAGGAAGCAGAAGCCUCUGAGGAUGACAGUCUUUAUCUGCUUGGAGCAGGGGGCAGGGACUAAGGCGAAGUGAAGCUGGGACAGAGCUGCGUUGCAUCAUCUGGGUAUUUGGGUUAAGACCCACUGAACAGAUGGAACCAUUGUGCCCCCUGGGCCAGGAAAUGGGAAGGGAUCCAGGAAACAGCGGAAAUACUGUCACCAGUGACUUUUUUUUAUAAGAACUAACCAAGUGGCCUGUCAGGAACCUGUUUGAUGGUUAACAGCUGAUGACCGGGGCUGGCACAUGGGGCCCAGGAGCCCUGGGCAAUAUGAAUAGUAACAAAUGACGAAACAUCUGCUGUUAAAAACAGCUCUCAGAGUGGUAAAUGGGUUCACAUAUACUUUGUGAUGGGAGUUAUUUAUAUUUUUAAUAAAAUGUUUUGAUGAAGAACUUA